AAAGGGCUCAGACGCGCGGCCGCCAGCGCUGCCCCCUACGCUCAGCUCGGCUCGGCUCGGCCCGGCCUGGGGCGCCUCGGGAGACCGGCAAGCAGCAGCAGCUGGAGGAGAAAGAAGAGGAGGCAGCGCAGCGAGACUCGGGCUCCUGCCCGCAGGGGAGAGGCCGGGGCCGGCCUGCGCGCCCCGGCUGCCCGGGGCCGGCCUGCCCGCGGCCCCCUGUUCUAUGACUGCAAAGAUGGAGCCUACCUUCUACGAGGAUGCCCUGAACGCCGCCUUUGCGCCGCCCGAGAGCGGUGGCUACGGAUACAACAACCCCAAAGCGCUGAAGCAGAGCAUGACCCUGAACCUGGCCGACCCCGCCAGCGCCCUGAAGCCUCACCUGAGGAACAAGAGCACCGACCUGCUCACCUCGCCGGACGUGGGGCUGCUCAAGCUGGCCUCGCCGGAGCUGGAGCGCCUCAUCAUCCAGUCCAGCAACGGGCUCAUCACCACCACACCGACCCCCACCCAGUUCCUCUGUCCCAAAAAUGUGACGGAUGAGCAGGAGGGCUUUGCCGAAGGCUUCGUGCGGGCGCUGGCUGAGCUGCACAACCAGAACACGGUGCCCAGCGUCACCUCGGCUGCCCAACCUGUUGGUGCCGGCAUGGCACCUGUCUCCUCCAUGGCCGGCAACAGUGGGUUCAAUGCCAGUUUGCACAGUGAGCCGCCGGUGUACGCCAAUCUCAGCAACUUCAACCCCAACGCCCUCAACUCGGCCCCUGGCUACACGCCGGGCAGCAUGGGCUACCCACCGCCACCACCGCAGCAUCACAUGAACCCCCAGAUGCCAGUGCAGCAUCCCAGGCUCCAGGCGUUGAAAGAAGAGCCUCAGACUGUCCCUGAAAUGCCCGGGGAGACUCCUCCGCUGUCCCCCAUUGACAUGGAGUCUCAGGAGAGGAUCAAGGCUGAAAGGAAGCGCAUGAGAAAUCGAAUCGCCGCCUCCAAGUGCCGGAAAAGGAAGCUGGAAAGGAUUGCCAGAUUGGAAGAAAAAGUGAAAACUUUGAAAGCCCAGAACUCAGAACUGGCAUCCACUGCCAACAUGCUCAGAGAACAGGUUGCACAGCUUAAGCAGAAGGUCAUGAACCAUGUCAACAGUGGGUGCCAGCUCAUGCUAACACAACAGUUGCAAACAUUUUGAAGAGAUUGACUCAAGUCAGAACUAAUGAGGUUGUGGUAGAGCAAACAAACCCCCCAGAAGUGGCAGACA
This is a messenger RNA of Gavialis gangeticus (Gharial), 1246 nucleotides long. RefSeq names its product Jun proto-oncogene, AP-1 transcription factor subunit (gene JUN). The coding region runs from base 224 to 1177 and encodes 317 amino acids. Lineage: Eukaryota; Metazoa; Chordata; Crocodylia; Gavialidae. The transcript has a single exon. Gene Ontology annotation, cellular component: transcription regulator complex. The record is from RefSeq and is a predicted model, not a curated record. Gene Ontology annotation, molecular function: RNA polymerase II cis-regulatory region sequence-specific DNA binding; DNA-binding transcription factor activity, RNA polymerase II-specific; transcription factor binding. Gene Ontology annotation, biological process: regulation of transcription by RNA polymerase II; regulation of cell cycle; regulation of cell population proliferation.